AUGAAGUUAAUAUCGGCGUUGGCAUGUUUCGUCGCCUUCGCGGUGCCGGCAUUUGCCGUGGACUUCCUUGAAUCGAACGCACUGAAUCUCUGCAUGGAGAGCAGUAACUUCACGGCCACCUACUUUCACGUUAAAUUCUACCCUAACAACAACUCACUCGAGAUUGGCUUCGAUGGGGUUUCGCAAUUAUCCGGCAAGGUCAUCGCUGACCUGACCUUAACUGCGUAUGGUUACAAGGCCUACUCGAGCACUAUCGACCCGUGCUCGAUCGAGGGCAUGGGAAUGUGUCCUAUGGCUUCGGGGCCUAUUGACUUGCAAAAUGUUGCUCUCAAUCUUCCCGGUGAUACUGCUUCUAGAAUCCCUGGUAUCGCCUAUACUGUUCCUGACUUGGACGCCAAUGUCCGGAUUGUAAUCAAGACAAAGGACACAGAUGACGCUAUUGCUUGUGUAGAGGCCUCUCUCUCAAAUGGAAAGACUGUUUACCAAGCCGGAGUUGGAUGGGCAACAGCAAUCAUUUCGGGCUUAGGUCUGGCGGCAUCCGCCAUUACGUCUGGCCUGGGCUAUUCCAACGCAGCGGCUCACGUGGCUGCGAAUGCUCUUUCGCUUUUCGGAUUCAUGCAGUCCCAGGCCAUCAUUGGAAUGACUUCGGUCCACAUGCCCCCUAUUGUGGAAUCGUGGACACAGGAUUUCCAGUGGAGUAUGGGUAUCAUCCGAGUAGGAUUCUUGCAAACCAUUGCCACCUGGUACCAGCGCGCGACGGGCGGCACACCCUCUACGGUUUUGGACAAGCUAACCAACACUUCUGUCGAAGUCCUUAAGCGUGAGGUCGUGGACCCCGCACUCAUGUUGAUGAAAAGGGCGACUGGUAUGGUUCUGAAGAGAUCUUCCGGCUCUCAGACCUCUGCCCAGUCGCUUAAGGUGGUCCGCGGUAUCGACCGAGUUGGCUUCCGCGCCAACAUGGAAGAAACCAAUAUCUUCCUUACUGGUCUUAUCUUCUAUGUGGUGUUCGUGUGUCUUAUUAUCAUCAUUAUCAGCGUUGUCAAGGUGAUUUCAGACCUUCUGGUUAAGCACGGUCAUAUGAAGACCGAAAAGUUCCAAGAUUUCCGUCGUGGGUGGAAGGUUGUCACUCGUGGCAUUCUCUUCCGAAUGACCCUCAUUGGUUUCCCCCAGAUGGUGAUUCUGUGUCUGUGGGAGUUCACUCAGCGUGAUUCGCCCGCAGAGGUUGUUUUGGCGGUUGUCAUGCUUUUGUCCAUGCUUAUCGCGAUGGGCUGGGCUGCUCAAAAGGUUAUCCGCUUGGCCAAACGUUCCGUUACAAUGCACAAGAACCCGGCCUAUAUUCUCUACUCCGACCCAGCUUGUCUCAACAAAUGGGGCUUCCUUUAUGUCCAAUAUCGCGCCACCGCCUAUUAUUUUGUGGUCCCCUUUUUGGUCUACGUGCUCGUCAAGGGAAUGUUCAUUGGACUUAGCCAGCCGGCUCCGGUGGUCCAGACCAUUGCCCUCGUGGUGAUCGAAGCCUCCAUGUUGGUUGCAGUCUGCGUCCUCCGGCCAUGGAUGGACAAGAAGACCAACGUCUUCAACAUCGCCAUUGCCGUCGUCAACUUCAUCAACGCAAUCUUCCUCCUUGUUUUCUCCAACGUGUUCGACCCACCUGGGCUCAUGAUUGGUGUCAUGGGUGUCGUCUUCUUCGUUUAUAAUGCCGCAUUCUGCCUGGUGCUCAUGAUCCUUGUCAUGAUCGCCUCCGUGUACGCCGUGCUAUCCAAGAACCCAGACGUUCGAUACCAGCCCAUGCGUGAUGAUCGCGGCUCUUUCAUCAAAUCUCAGACCCAGCUCAACACCGAGCUGGAUGCGCUAGGUGUCACCGCACGCGGCGACAAAGCCCAAUUUGACGCCACAUCUGACCCAUUCGAGAGUGAUUCAUCACCCUCAAUCUCCAGCGGCCAUGCCCCAGCCAUGCGCCAAAUCAAUCACGGCGAUGGUCCCCACGCAGUGCCACUCAUGCCUAGCAAUACCGCCUACCACGGCGCUGCCGGAGACUACGAGCAGCAAAGGUCCGUAUCGCCAUUAAACGAAGACGACAUGUCCAGUUUCAGCCGAGGGACAAACAACGCCAGCACGUGGCAACGCGGUGCUGGCUACGAACAUUAG
Molecule: messenger RNA, 2145 nt
Organism: Penicillium chermesinum
Lineage: Eukaryota; Fungi; Ascomycota; Eurotiomycetes; Eurotiales; Aspergillaceae
Product: transient receptor potential ion channel family protein
Exons: 2
Coding region: 1-2145 (714 amino acids)
Biological process (GO): fungal-type cell wall biogenesis; transmembrane transport
Source: RefSeq, a predicted model, not a curated record